Molecule: messenger RNA, 424 nt
Organism: Prunus dulcis (almond)
Lineage: Eukaryota; Viridiplantae; Streptophyta; Magnoliopsida; Rosales; Rosaceae
Product: disease resistance protein Pikm1-TS-like
Exons: 2
Coding region: 31-399 (122 amino acids)
Molecular function (GO): metal ion binding
Source: RefSeq, a predicted model, not a curated record
AUCAACUCAUAAAGCAAAGCCCUACCUACCAUGGUGCAGCAAAAGAUAGUUAUGAAGUUGCAAAUGAACUGUGAGAAACACAGAACCAAUGCCUUGAAGAUUGCUGCAGUCGCUAAAGGUGUGAGCAAAGUGUCGAUAGAAGCUGAGAAAGAGCAGAUGGAGGUGAUUGGAGAUGGAGUCGAUACCACGAGAUUGACCAUGUCGUUGAGGAAGAAGCUUGGCUCCGCCGCCAUAGUAAGUGUUGAACCAGUGAAAGCAAAUGCGGAGGAAGAGAAACCAACUCCAACAACAACACAAUAUUGGACAUCAAGCUAUGUCCAUCAUCCACGACAUCGUUCUACUCACUAUCGUGUAGUUCAUGAUGAAUCUCCGCAACAGAUCAAUUGUUCUAUUAUGUAAUUGUGAUUGAAAUUCAUUCUUGAGU